Molecule: messenger RNA, 2428 nt
Organism: Mytilus californianus (California mussel)
Lineage: Eukaryota; Metazoa; Mollusca; Bivalvia; Mytilida; Mytilidae
Exons: 6
Coding region: 111-656 (181 amino acids)
Source: RefSeq, a predicted model, not a curated record
UCUUUCUUGUCAGCGGCCAUUUGUAAACAAGUGCUUGCCAACAAUUUUCGAAAAAUUUUCAUAAAAUUGAUCAAGAGUAUGUGUAAACAUCCAAAGAGCUAUUAGCAGAAAUGUGGCAAUAUUUUUGGCCCCACUUUGUUUACCAUCUAAUGAGAUGGUUUCCAAGAGACAACAGAAAGAAAAUAUUUAUAUUGUUGGCCAUCUUUUCCUUGGCCUUACUGGUACCCCAGUUUUAUGUACUGGUCCUUAAGAAGACAACAAGAUGGUGUAUCCAGCCAUUGUUUCAACUUCUUAUUGUAUCCAUAGUCUUCACCAUUGUUGCAAUAGGUUUCACAUUACUGUUCAUGUUGAUGAACCCAGUACCAAGACUGAUCAAAUUUGUCUUCCAUAUUUUUGGCGUUAUUUGUUUCAUAGAAGGUUUGGUACAUAUUGGGCUGACAUCACAAGCUGCAGAAUGUAAAAAUACAACAGAUGAAUUAUACCAGAUAUGUUACGGGUACAGCUGGGUGUGUGCUAUUAGCAUUAUUUUCUUCUUUUUGAUGUUACCAUUCUGGGUUAUUAACGUGGUGAAGAGAGACAGCGUGUUAGAUAACAGAAUGAGAACAGGAGUAUGUUAUGAACCAGUGAGUUGUUGUUCCUGUUUGUGGCAUGUCUAGAUGACAAGAUUGACGAAAAAUAACAGCGUGAGAGUCAUUUAAGUCAGCCUAAUUUUCACAGAAUUUUGUACUUAUAAUUUAAGAUAUCUGUUUAAUAAUGUUUUACAAGAUUUGGAGUAAAUUUAAGGAAAAUCACAAAGUUUAGUAUAGCCAUCAUGAUAUAAGAAUAUAUAUAACUAUACCAGCAUUUUAAGGCAUCUUUUAUGCACUUUGUGAAAAUGUAUUAACAUUGGUUUUCAAACAUUCUUUUGUAUUUGCAAGUACAUUGUAAUUAAUUGAGGGCGGGCAUAUAAGAACUAACCAGAUCAUUUGCCAUAGUAAUAUAUAAUCAACAGGUCUCUUUUAAUGUUCAAGUGGUUCUUGUAUUAUGAUCAGUGCUCUAGCUCAGAAAUCUGUAAAAAUGUAACAGAUUUGUAUAUGUGUGAAACUAAAGAGAUUUUCUGUUUUUUUUCUCUCUCGAAGAUGUAAGUGAAUAUUUAAAGUAUUUCAAAGACUUUUCAGUUCAGACUUUGAACAUAACAAUCUUUUCAGUUCAGACUUUGAACAUAACAAUCUUUUCAGUUCAGACUUUGAACAUAACAAUCUUUUCAAAUCAAAAUUCUUUUGAAUUUUUAAUAUUUCAUCUAAUAUAUAUAUUUAGCAUUUCAUUAUAUAACCAUAUUCAGUAUAAGCAAUUAUUGCUGCCUUGCAUUUGUUCAUUUUGUUGUCAUUGUAUGACUUGUUUUAAUUUAAAACAUAAUUGACAAAUUAACAUUCUGUUACUUUACAUUUUAUUGCAGUCUAACUUAGUGUCCUAUUAUGUGCUUAUUGAGCAUCCAUUGUACAUUGAUUUUCUGUCUUAUAAUACUCUAUUUUUGAAUAAGUUAAUUUUUUAAAAAUAUUUGUGCAAUGCUAAUCAAUGUCAUCUAAGGUUUUGCCCUUUACUUUAGAUAUAUAUCAAAAACCUUCAUUCCUGAAUCAGAGGAAGAUAAAAAAAGUCAAUGUGUCUCACAGGACACCAUGCUUGCUUACGCUAUCACAUUUGUAUGUUCAGUUAACCACAUAGUCUAGAUCAAAACCAUAAUUUGGCAUACAUAGUAAACUACCUAAAACCAAUCCUUAACCUUGAUGUGGGACAGACAAAUGGAGGGGCAGAAGGAUGUUUGUACCUUAAAUUAUAAUUCUCCUUCUAUCAUAGGUGGGUCAUUGAUAAGGAAUGAUAACAAUUUAGUUAGUCAGUAUUUCUUUUAAAGUCCAACAAAGUAGAGAAUAAUGGGCCAAAAAAUAAAGAAUACAAAAAAUGUGUGCCCAAAAUUGAAGAAAAGGAAAUUAAGGGGAUGCUGAUUUAAGAGAGAGAUUAAAUAACAGAGAAUGAUGGACAAAAAAGAAAUCAAUAGAAAUGGCUUUUCAUAACUACAUCCAUGUUCCAAUAAUUUUUUUUGUAGAAGGUCCAAUUUUUAAGAUCCGUCUAGUAUCUGUUUUAAGUAAUACUGUAGUAUCUGUUGUCUGUUCAAUGCUACAAUGUCUCUAUGUAAAUUGUUUGUCUUUAGUUUGAUGUUUAUCUCACAAAUUGCAAUAUUUAUUCAACACGUUCUUUCUGUUUUCCCACAAUUAUCAGGAUUGUGAUUUGAGAUGAUAAUGUAACAUUCAAUAUUCAUGUGUGUAAAGUUAUUCAAUGACAUUCUGUUACAUUUUGAUAUAUAUUUGUUAUUAACUGUAGAUUACAAUACCUCCAGCUGGACUGGAGAUUUAUCUAUUAGAAUUUAUCAAUAAAAUGAAUUUAUAUGAACUGA